Hirundo rustica (Barn swallow) is the source of this 4795-nucleotide messenger RNA. It is a transcript of the gene MICAL1, whose product is annotated as microtubule associated monooxygenase, calponin and LIM domain containing 1. The transcript has 28 exons. The record is from RefSeq and is a predicted model, not a curated record. The coding region runs from base 422 to 3796 and encodes 1124 amino acids. NCBI's taxonomy places the organism in Eukaryota, Metazoa, Chordata, Aves, Passeriformes, Hirundinidae. Gene Ontology annotation, molecular function: FAD binding; protein binding.
AGGGCUCCUCGGGACGUGGCCAGGCUGUGGCGUGUGGAUCCCCAGAAAAGGACAACGCAGGGGUGGCCGCCACCUUCCGCCUGCUGCCACGUGCCCACGGUAACGCUCAGGAGGAGCGAGAGGGCAAAGAGCGGUGGUUCAAAGGAGUGGCAGAAGGGGACGUGGGGGGAAAGGUGGCCACGCUCCAGCUGCAGAAGCCAGGUACCUGCUGCAUGGAGGAAGCCACUGACUGCCACAGCCCUCCCCAUGCCCUCCCCUGAGGCCACCGUGGCACGGUGACACCGUGGCUCUCUGGGUGCAGCGUCGGGGGCAGCAGCUGCUGCCACGCAGUGUGACAAUUUCGACAGCGCCAUCAACCACCCAACAGCACCUGCAGCUGGGAGACCUGGCACCGAGACAGCAGGCUCCUGGGUGACACGGGAUGAGUGCGCCGGCCGACGAGCCGGGCAACCCGGCCCAUGCCAUCUUUGAGAGGUUCCUGCGUGCCGGGGAGUGCCGGGAGGUGCUGGGCUGCUUCGUGGAGCUGUGCCAGCAGCUGGGGCUGCAGGGCACUGGGCUGCAGCUCUACCACGGCCUCAAGGCUGCCCUCAACUACUGGAAUGCCAAGGCCCUGUGGAGCAAGCUGGAUAAGAAAGCUGGGCACAAGGACUACGACCAGGGCACAGCCUGUGCUGGCACCAAGUGCCUGGUGGUGGGCGCUGGCCCCUGCGGGCUGCGGGCGGCCAUCGAGCUGGCGCUGCUGGGUGCCCGCGUGGUGCUGCUGGAGAAGCGCGACUCCUUCUCCCGCAACAACGUCCUGCACCUCUGGCCCUUCACCAUCCACGACCUGCGGGCGCUGGGCGCCAAGAAGUUCUACGGGCGCUUCUGCACCGGCACGCUGGACCACAUCAGUAUCCGGCAGCUCCAGCUGAUCCUGCUGAAGGUGGCUUUGCUCCUGGGGGUGGAGGUGCACAUCAACGUGCGGUUCGAGGGCCUCGUUCCCCCCACCGGCAAGGCAGGUGGCUGGCAGGCUGUGCUGCAGCCCAGCUCCUCUCCCCUCACCCAGUACGAGUUCGACGUCCUCAUCUCAGCUGGCGGUGGCAAAUUUGUCCCUGAAGGGUUCAAGCGGAAGGAGACGCGUGGGAAGCUGGCCAUCGGCAUCACCACCAACUUCAUCAACCGCCACAGCCGGGCUGAGGUGGAGGUGGCUGAGAUCAGCGGCGUGGCUCGAAUCUACAACCAGAAGUUCUUCCAGAACCUCUACAACAAAACGGGCAUUGACCUGGAAAACAUCGUGUACUACAAGGAUGACACUCACUAUUUUGUCAUGACGGCCAAGAAGCAGAGCCUGCUCGAGAAGGGGGUCAUCCUCCAGGACAAAGCGGACAUCGAGAGCCUCCUGUCCCCCAAGAACGUGAACCGGGACGCCCUCCUUAGCUAUGCCAAAGAAGCUGCCAACUUCUCCACCAACUACUGCCUGCCCGAGCUGGAGUUUGCCCUCAACCAUCAGGACCUGCCAGAUGUUGACGUGUUCGACUUCACCUGCAUGACGCGCUCGGAGAACGCGGCGCUGGUGCGGGAGCACAACGGGAGCCGUCUGCUCCUGGGGCUGGUGGGCGACUGCUUGGUGGAGCCCUUCUGGCCGCUGGGCACCGGCGUGGCCAGGGGCUUCCUCGCCGCCUUCGACGCAGCGUGGAUGGUGCGGCGGUGGGCGGCUGGGACGCCCCCGCUGGAGGUGCUGGCCGAGAGGGAGAGCAUCUACCAGCACCUUUCGCAGACGUCCCCCGACAACACCAACAAGAACAUCAGUCAGUACAGCAUCGACCCGGCCACGCGCUACCCCAACAUCAACCUGCAGGCCAUCAAAGCCAGCCAGGUCAGGGAUCUCUACCUCGUGGGCACGGUGGAGGUGGACCACAAGAGGAGGAGCGACAACCGGCUCAGCAUGGCAGCCCCUGGAGCUGUCUGUGAAGAGCUGCUGAGCUGGUGCCAGGCCAGCACGGCUGGAUACCCUGGCGUGGCUGUGACCAACUUCAGCACCUCCUGGACCAGUGGCUUGGCCCUCUGCGCCCUCAUCCACCACUUCCGCCCGGACCUGGUGGACUUCGACUCUGUGGACCCCCAGGAUCCCGUUCAGAUCCACCAGGCUAUGCUGGACAUAGCAGAGCAGGAGCUGGGCAUCCAGCCUGUCCUCUCCAGUGCCGAGAUGGCCACCAUGACAGGGCCUGACCACCUGGACCUCAUCACCUACCUCAGCCACUUCUAUCAAGUUUUCAGCACCUCUCCAGAGGUGGAGGUCAGCGAGAGGUCAGCACCGUCUCCCCGUGGCACGCGAGGGGCCAUCCUCUUCCUCAGCAAGCUGCAGAAGAGCCGGAACCUGGCACACAAACGUGCCCAGGACGGUGCCCAGAAGGACACUGAGACCAAGAGGAGCCGCAGGGACGCCGAGCUGGACACGGGGCUGGAUGGAGACGCUCCGGACAGCGCCCACGAGCCGCCGCAAAGCACCGUGACGGAGCCGGGGCAGCCACCGAGGGAGAGGACAGGGGAGAACAGUGACGCCUGCUACUUCUGCGGCCGCCGCGUCUACAUCCUGGAGCGAGCCAGCGCCGAGGGACGCUUCUUCCACCGCGGCUGCUUCCAGUGCCGGCGCUGCGGGGCCACCCUGCGCCUGGGCGACUACGCCUUCGACGAGGAGGAUGGUCAUUUUUACUGCUCGCUGCACUACCCCAAUGCUCCCAGCACAGACCUGCCCCGGGAUGAGGCUCCAGCGCUGCUCGAUGGGGAUGCUGGUGCUGCUGCCCACCCACUCCCAGAUGCUGGAAGCCCACGUGUGCCCCCCAUGGAGUGGACAUCCAGUCCAGUUCAGCCCACUCCAGCAGCCCCGCAGGCAGGGGAAGAGCCUGGGGAAGUUGAGGACACUGCAGAUGCUGGUGACACGGAGGAGCAGGAGCCGCUGGCACAGCCUGGGGGGGAUGUGGAGGUUCCCAGAGCGGAGCCCCAGGGGACAGCAGAGGAGGGUGAGGAGAGUGGGGGCAGGAGGAAGAUUGUCCUUACACCACUGGAGAGGCUCAAUCUGUCCACGCUGAACCUCACCAGUGAAGCAGAGCCCGAGCCUCCACUGAAGCCAGCUCGUCUGCGGCUCCACGCAGCACCUGAGGCCCUCCCUGCCCCGUGGCAGGGACAAGGCGCCUGCAAGGAGGAGGAGGAGAAAAUUGACAUGGAGAAAGAUUUGGAAGAGAGUGACAGCGAGGAGGAGGAGGAGGAAGAGGAGAAAGAGGAGGAUGAAGGCACAGGCCUUGGCAUCAUGAAAGAGUUGUACCCAGACCCCAGGGAAGAGGAGAAAUACCCCACCUGGAAGCGCACAUUGGCCCGCCGGGCCAGGGAGUCCCAGAUGAAGAGGUUCUGCAGAGCCCAGGCCAUCCAGAGACGGCUGGAGGAGAUCGAGGUGACAUUCCGGGAACUGGAGCAGCAGGGCAUCAAGCUGGAGAAGUUACUCCGGGAUAAGAAUAAGAGCCCAGCUGAGCAGCAGACACAGUGGACAAACCAGCUGCUCUACCUGGUCCAGAAGAAGAACAAUCUGGUGACCGAGGAGUCGGACCUCAUGAUCGCGGUGCAGGAGCUGAAGCUGGAGGAGCAGCAGUGUCAGCUCGACGAGACGCUGCGGAGUUACAUGAACAAGGAGGAUGCCCUGAAGACAGCUGAGGAUGAGAAGGCUGAGCAGGAGAUCCUGAAGCAGCUGGUGGAGGUGGUGAAUAAGCGGAACAUCCUCAUCCAAAUGCAGGAGGAGAAGCGGCUCAGUGAGCUGCGGGCUUGACCCGCAUGGCUCCCGGAGCCACGGGGCACAAGCAGAGUGUGUGUGUGUGUGUGAGUCCUGGCCUGAGCAUCACUCUGAGCUACCUCUGGAGGUGGCCAUGCCCCAGCACCCGCAGGCUGCCGCAGCAAAUCCAGCUCCCUGCUUGCCAAAGCCUGUCACGGAGGGGCCAGACCCGCUGGUGGAUGCCCACACGGGGAGACAGCGAGAAGCACUCAGCUUUGGGGUGCUGAGAGGCAUUCCUGUGCGUGGCUGGAUUGCCUUUGCCGUGUGCUUGCUGGAAAACAAGACUCGCAGGGACUGCCAGAGGGGGCUGCGGUGGCUCCCAGCAGCAAGGAGGUGACUGGCGCAGGGCAGAUGCCAUCGUAUGGAGGGGCACCUUCAGGAAUGGUUCCUCAAAGCCACCCUGGGGCAUCCUUCCCAGCUGAGGGCAUCCAUCCCAGCCUGGACUGUCCAUCUCAAGGCACAUCUGGCUGUGCAGGCUGGAGCCAGUGACGGACUGGGCUGAUCCAGCUGCUCUGCACCACUGCUUUUGGAUGCCACGUCCCUGCUGUCCCCAGCUGCUGCAGGAAACCUGGCUCAGAACCCUACCAUGAGUCCCUUGGGCCAGGGAAGGCCUUUUUGUCCAGAAGCUCCUAGGGGAAUUGUGCUCAGGACCAGCACUCUGACACCGAGGACAAGGGACACCAGCAGCUGUGCCCUCCUUGCGCCUUUGGGAUUUCUUCUGCUUGGCAAUGCCACGCUGGCCUUUGCACAGACCUCAGACACCCCUGGAGUCCCUGGCUGUUGCAGGGUGGCCUGUGUAGCCAAAUGGUGCUCAGGGCAUCCCAGAUGUGCUGGGAUGGGGGUCCCAGGUGUAGGUUCCUCUCUUAGCUCAGCCCUCAUCCUGCCGUUCCCCUCAGCGCCUCCUCCAGCCCUCCCUGUUUGUACCAGCCCUACAAUCCUGCUGCAAACCCCCUCCUUUCAAAUAAAGCCCCCCCGACCCAGUGCCAAAGGUUAAAA